CAGACUCGCGAUUCUGACCGAGUCUACCCGAGUCUACCCGAGUCUACCCAAAAACGAGUCUGUUAACGAGUCAACUCGUUUUGCUGCCCUGGAAUCGUAAACUCGUACGAGUCUACGAGUUGACUCGUGAGUUUGACAACCAUGCAUAGAGCAAUAAGAGUGCAUGAGAGAAAAAUAAAGAAGGCAGAGGCUAAGAAAAAUCAUGAACAUGCAAACAGGUUGCGGGAGAAAACACCCAAACCCAAGAUAGAUAGGAUUAUUCGACAGAGGUACCCGAGAUUUGUGGAUGCACUUGGAGAAUUGGAUGACUACCUUACAAUGGUGCACCUUUUUGCAGCAUUACCUGUAUCAGAGAGUAAAAAAAUUGAAGUGGAGAGUGUCCACAAAUGUCGAAGAUUGGCACAUGAAUGGCAAGCAUUCAUAUCAUGCACUCACAAGUUAAGAAAAACAUUGUAUAUGUUAAAGGCAUAUACUACCAGGUACAUUGAAGCUUCUAUACUUUCAGUUUAUGAUUUUGCACGUUGGAACUUGGUAUAA
This is a messenger RNA of Cajanus cajan (pigeon pea), 537 nucleotides long. NCBI's taxonomy places the organism in Eukaryota, Viridiplantae, Streptophyta, Magnoliopsida, Fabales, Fabaceae. The record is from RefSeq and is a predicted model, not a curated record.